This is a messenger RNA of Urocitellus parryii (Arctic ground squirrel), 4706 nucleotides long. RefSeq names its product tripartite motif containing 35 (gene Trim35). NCBI's taxonomy places the organism in Eukaryota, Metazoa, Chordata, Mammalia, Rodentia, Sciuridae. Gene Ontology annotation, molecular function: protein binding; zinc ion binding. The record is from RefSeq and is a predicted model, not a curated record.
ACCCCAGGCCCUAAGAUUCAUUUUUGAACCACUAACCAUCACUGGACACCUGACAACUUGUUGGGUGAGAAGAUCUAGAACAAUGACUCUCAAACUUUAGUGUGCUUGAGAAUUACAUGGUGAUCACAUGAAAAUGCAGAUUCCUGGCCAAGACAGGUAAGAAGGAUGAAAUGGGGUCUGGGAAUCUCCAUGUACAAAGCUCCCCAGGUGAAUAUAGAUCACAUAUAAGAAAUACUGAAGGCAAUGAAAAUUAGUGAUGUGCAUUUCCUAUGAGGAAAGGGCUAUUCUGAAAAAAUUUGGAAGAAAAUUAUCUAGAACUGUAAAGGGUUUGAAAUUUUAUCCUACUUGCAAGCAGUUAGCUUGCUACAGAUUCAUGAACGAUGGUAGGAGAUAUGAGUCCACUGGGUCAGAGACAAAGGACAAUUCUUGACAGCACUAAGUGUAGUCAGCAUUGUUACUGGGCCAAUUUCCUGAGCCUCAAUUCCCACAAGUCUUUGUGAUGAGGGCCCCAGUAGGUUGCAUUACAGAAGAGAAAUUCCCAAAUUUAGGAAACUGGAAUCUAUAAUGGGGACUACUUCUGCCAGAACUUUGUCUGGACGAGAAAUUAUUUCUGUCCUCCAAAGUUGUUCACCAUAGAAACAUCCUUGGAAAAUUCAGACAGUGCCUGUGCUCUCAAGACAUACAGAUGCCCAACCCCAAGAGUCGUUUCUCAGCAGAAACCAGGAAUAGAAGCACCGCAGGUGAACAGUAUCCUACAGGAGAAAGCUGCAAAAUAAUCACACUGCUGCAGGAAAGGGGAAUCGCAGGGGCUCGGCCCGGCAAACCCGGCAGGAAUUCAGCUUGGAUUCUGGUUCAAAGAAGUCUUUCAUUCCUUUGCUUUAAGGGAGACCUGCCUGAUGUCAGGAGCACGCUCCACACUUCCCUCCCUUUCAGCCUCACACUUCAGAGGGACGAGGUAAGUUACAGUCAUUUUCCUCACAAGCAGCCACAUCCUGAAACACUAGACUCAUUCAACCCCGGGGCAAGAACCACGUCUUCCCAGAGGUCCUCCCACCACCCGCUCUCCUCGCCUGCUGCCUCCAGGCCAGAAGACUGGCCAAAAAGAAGUGAUGGACGAGGCCUGUCACUCAAGACAGGCCUUUACGAAGGCACCGCCACUCUAAGCGCGAGCCCACGGAAGCUGCUUUAAGACCCAGCCACGACUGACUUCGGAACCAAGUCAGGAUCCCGGGUGUCUCCCACGUCGCGGGCCAGAGGUUUCCAUGACUCGGUUAAGGAAGGGGUUCCUAGACUUCAUUUCCCACUUCAAUAAGGACGCAGGCGUCCAGUGACACUAGGGCGCGCAGCGCAGCGCGGCUAGGGGACGCGCCCGUCGGCAGAGGGCGGCUACAACCAGCUCCGCAGCCCGACCGGCUCUUCCCGCCUUCACGCGCAAACAGGAAGUGGGGCGGAACCAGCCGAGCACGCCACUCGCGAUUGGCCAGCGCCGCCGCCGCUCACCGCCGCGAGAGGAAGGGGUUGGGCACCGCCCACCGCCCCGCAGUCGGCGGCUUGGCGGGUGGGAGGGACGCCGGCCAAAGUUACGGGUACCGGAUCCCGCAGCUCGUGGGUCAUGGAGCCCGGGCCCGCCGCGUCCCCCGGGCCUUCCCGCUCCUUCAAAGAGGAGCUGCUCUGCGCGGUCUGCUACGACCCCUUCCGCGAUGCGGUGACGCUGCACUGUGGCCACAACUUCUGCCGCGGGUGCGUGAGCCGCUGCUGGGAAGUGCAAGUGGCGCCCACCUGCCCGGUGUGCAAGGACCGGGCGUCGCCCGCCGACCUGCGCACCAACCACACCCUGAACAACCUGGUGGAGAAGCUGCUGCGCCAGGAGGCCGAGGGCGCGCGCUGGACAGGCCCGCGAUCCCCGCGCCUCUGCCGCUUGCACCGCGGCCAGUUGAGUCUUUUCUGCCUCGAGGACAAGGAGCUGCUCUGCUGCUCAUGCCAGGCCGACCCCCGCCACCGGGGACAUCGCAUGCAGCCAGUGAAGGACACUGCCCACGACUUUCGGGCCAAGUGUAGAAACAUGGAGUGCACGCUGCGGGAGAAAGCCAAGGCCUUCUGGGCCAUGCGACGCUCCUACGAGGCCAUCGCCAAGCACAAUCAGGUGGAGGCUGCGUGGCUGGAAGGUCGCAUCCGGCAGGAGUUCGACAAGCUCCGUGAGUUCCUGAGGGUGGAGGAGCAGGCUGUUCUGGAGGCUGUGGCCCAGGAGACCAGGCAGAAGCAGCUCCUGGCCGAUGAGAAGAUGAAGCAACUCACAGAAGAGACGGAGGUGCUGGCCCAAGAGAUCGAGCGGCUGCAGAUGGAACUGAAGGAAGACGAUGUCUCUUUUCUCAUGAAACACAAGAGCCGAAAGCGCCGGCUCUUCUGCACCGUGGAGCCAGAGCCCAUCCAGCCCGGCAUGCUCAUCAACCCCUGCCGGUACCUGGACUCCCUGCAGUACCGCGUGUGGAAGAAGAUGAUCAGUUCCAUCAAGUCUGUGCCCUUCAGCUUCGAUCCCAACACUGCAGCAGGCUGGCUCUCAGUGUCUGAUGACCUCACCAGCGUCACCAACCAUGGCUACCGCGUGCAGGUGGAAAACCCAGAGCGCUUCUCCUCAGCACCCUGCCUGCUGGGCUCCUGCACCUUCUCUCAGGGCUCCCAUGCUUGGGAGGUGGCCCUGGGUGACCUGCAGAGCUGGCGGGUGGGUGUGGUGCGGGUGCAGCCAGAUACAGGUGCAGAAGGCCACUCACACAGCUGCUACCAUGACACACGCUCUGGCUUCUGGUACGUGUGCCGCACGCAGGGUGUGGAGGGGGACCACUGUGUGACCUCGGACCCGGCCACCUCGCCCCUGGUCUUGGCCAUCCCGCGCCGCCUACGUGUGGAGCUGGAGUGCGAAGAGGGCGAGCUGUCCUUCUAUGAUGCUGAGCAUAACUGCCACCUAUACACCUUCCAUGCACGCUUUGGGGAGGUGCGGCCCUACUUUUACCUUGGGGGUGCGCGGGGUGACGGGCCCCCUGAGCCCUUGAGCAUCUGCCCCUUGCGCAUCGCUAUAAAGGAAGAGCUGGGCGUCUGAACUGGCCCAGGCCUGCCGCAUGCUGUGCCGCGGGCCUGCUUUAUUCCUGCCUCUUCCCGAAGCCCUCCCCUGGCCUCGGCACCUCUGCCCACUCUCUUGUGAGGUGCCAGCAUCCUCUGCCAUCCGUCUUGCCUUUUUCUGUGACUCUAGGCCCUAUGCCUCGUCUUUAUUUUUGGUCCCUUCUCUGCUCAGUUAAAAGCCAUCCAGGAAGUACCUCAUGGGUCCAGGCUCUACCCAGGGUGUGAAUUUUUAAGUCCUCAUUUGAGAAUUUCUGGAGAAAAUGUUUACUUCCAGAACAGGCCUGUUUUAAAAUGUAGGUUUUAUUAUUUUCCAGGUAUGGUUAAACCAACUAAUCAGGAGAUGACUGCUGUUGGAAAGAGUCUGUCACUCAUUUCCCAGCCAUGCCACAUGGAGUCACACAGGAAAGCACUAGGGUCAGUCAAGAUGCAAAGGGAAAGAGGGGAAGGUGCUGGCAAAGCCUGUGUUGUGGUUUUCCUGGGAAGGAAUGGGUGGGGCAGCAUAGACCAGGUGGACGCUCACCAGUCUUGAGUAGUUGCAGUGGGUUCUGGCGUGUGAGGACGGCUCCUCGAUUCUUGCACCUGCCUUAGGAUGAUUAGGACAGGAGAUGUUGACUUGGCAGAGAGCCUGCUACAGGAAGUGGUGAGAUUCCAUGGUCUAGGUUGCUGGACUCACGGGACAGGCAGCCUUCAGGCUUGGUGGCUGUCUAGGGAUUGGCUAGUUUAGGAGCUGCGGUCACUCCAGUGCUGGAACAUCAGGAAUUCAGCAAACAGUGCAGGGCUCAGCUUAGCUACUGCUUUAUGUUACUAAUUUAAAACUUGCACGGAUCUUCCUGGGGGUCCUGUAAGGUAGGAGGCAAAGCUGCCCAUCCCUAUCUAUCAACUCCAGUUUACCUGGUUGUACAUCAAGAGCUAAUCUCUGAACCAAGAGAUCCAGAGCACUUAACAAACUUAAAAUCAUGCUGUGCACCUGUUCCCUCGCUGGGCCUCACUUUCCUCAUCUGUACACUAGACAGUGGGACUAGAAGACCGUGUCCUUCCAUUAUUACUGUGGGGUGAGUUCCUCUGGUGAAAGUAUGAGAAGGGAAGGGAAGAGGUGCCCCUUCCAGUUAGGAAGAAAGGAAGGGUGUGGUCCGAGGGAGGCCGUUCGGAAGACAGGUGCUGUGCAGUGAGAAGGAAGGCAGUGUCCCUCGUCCUCACUGCUGCGUGUCACUGACCUCAUCCGGCUUGCUCCCUGUUGGGUUUCAUUCCUGUUUCUCCUCUCCACUAUAAACCUCCACCUUUCCUUUCUCAUGCCUGCAAAUGCUUUCUAAUUUCCAGCUCACUGUGUCCUGGGAAUUGACAACAUGGAAGGAGACACUGUCCCGUGGGUACCGUGUUAUAGUUAGCGGCACAUUCCAGCCUGGAUUCCCCACUUCAUAACAGCUGAUGUUCUAAACAGCAAUUAGGAGUCCUGGUUAUAAGUGUGUUGUGCACAUUGGUUAUGUAACUAGUGGGGAGGGACCAGGUGUGACAUGCCACUGGGGCCAGCUUGGCAGUUGGCAAAUGAGCUCACUUGUGUCAGAUUCUCAGCGCCCCCCCCCCCCAAAAAAAAA